This is a messenger RNA of Limulus polyphemus (Atlantic horseshoe crab), 2305 nucleotides long. RefSeq names its product protein strawberry notch homolog 1-like. The annotation marks the transcript as partial. Gene Ontology annotation, biological process: regulation of DNA-templated transcription. Gene Ontology annotation, cellular component: nucleus. Lineage: Eukaryota; Metazoa; Arthropoda; Merostomata; Xiphosura; Limulidae. Gene Ontology annotation, molecular function: chromatin DNA binding; histone binding. The transcript is spliced from 15 exons. The record is from RefSeq and is a predicted model, not a curated record.
AAAAGAUUCAUGUGUUUUUUGCAGGUGGUCCUUGGCUAGGAAGGAAAAAGUCAAGAAGGAAAAAAACAAAGAAAACUAAAACUAAAAAAAAACAUAAAUCAAGAUCACAAGUUAAUGGUAACUCACCUCCACCUGCUCCUCCUCCUGUUGAUGCUGUAGAAAAGGCUCAAGCAAUGAAAGAAGAGUUGCUCAAAGAACUCAACAAAUUUGGUGAUCGCUUGCCACCCAACACACUAGAUCAACUAAUUGAUGAACUAGGGGGACCUGAAAAUGUAGCAGAGAUGACGGGUAGGAAGGGAAGAGUUGUUAGCAAUGAUGAUGGUUCUAUUCAAUACGAGUCACGGUCUGAAAUUGAUGUCCCUGUAGAAACACUCAACAUCACAGAAAAACAAAGGUUUAUGGAUGGUGAAAAGCAUAUAGCCAUCAUCUCAGAAGCGGCUAGUUCAGGCAUUUCCCUUCAAGCAGACAGAAGAGCCAAAAACCAAGCACGAAGGGUUCACAUUACUCUUGAGUUACCAUGGAGUGCAGACAGAGCCAUUCAACAGUUUGGUCGAAGUCACAGAUCUAACCAGGUCAGUGCUCCAGAGUAUUUGUUUCUUAUCUCUGACCUAGCUGGAGAGAGAAGGUUUGCUUCAAUUGUAGCUAAAAGAUUGGAAAGUUUGGGAGCUCUAACACAUGGAGACAGAAGAGCCACAGAGUCUAGAGAUCUCAGUAAAUUUAAUAUUGAUACCAAGUAUGGAAGGGCAGCUUUAGAAUCUAUGAUGAGAGCUAUAAUGCAAAUGGAAAUUCCACAAGUACCACCACCUGAGGAUUAUGAAGGAGACUUCUUUGCUGAUGUCAGAAAAGCUCUUGUAGGAGUUGGACUUGCUACUGAAGACCCUUAUUUAGGGUAUCAGAAUCUCGAGAAAGAUGCCUAUAACAUGAGCAAGUUCUUGAACAGGAUUUUAGGAAUGGAAGUUAAACUACAGAAUAAAGUGUUCAAAUAUUUCACCGACACUCUAGAAGAAGUUAUCUCACAGGCAAAGAAGACUGGGCGCUAUGACCUUGGAAUCAUGGACAUGGGUACAGCAGGAGAUGAAGUUUGUAGAAUAAAGUGUAAUGUAUUCAUCAGAAAAAAUGCCACAGUGCUGACCAGAACAGAACUACACACGGUUGCUGUUGAGCGAGGAAUGAGUUGGGAGGCAGCAUCAAAUUUGUGGAAUGAACUUGAAGGAGAAGAUGAAGGUUUCUACAUUAGUCGACAGGCAAGAAAUGACCACUACACAGCUAUUUUAGCAGUUUGUGACUCUGCAAAAAGGCUAAAGGAUAAACGUGAGAAGAAAGUAACCUUUAGAGUGUAUAGACCCAACACUGGUUUGCAAGCAAAACAAGAAACGUUGUCAGAAUUGAAAUCAAAAUACAAGCGGGUGUUACCGGAUGAUGCAAAACCCCACUGGGAAGACAACUACAAAGGUUCAGAAAAUCUUUGUAGUCAUCAAUUCUGGUAUGGAAGCUGCAGACGGAAAACUAUGGGCUUGACUUGUGAUAUAGGACUGAGAAGACGAACUUACUAUGUUCUGAGUGGGUCAGUUCUGGCCGUCUGGCCCAAGGUGGAAAGUGUACUUCUUUCUGUACAAGGUUCACACAAUUCCAAACUUCAAGUUGUUCGACUACGCACACAGGACGGGCAACGUAUAGUAGGUAGCAUCAUUCCACCAGCCUGUGUAGCUCCCCUCAUCAACAUCCUUUCAGAAGAUUCCAUUAAGGCUUACUGUGACAAAUAUUGAUCAAGGUGAUUUUUUAACCCACAGAUGCCACUAUGACCACUGUAACUGUAAAUGUGUGUGCCGUUUCUUGUAUGAAGUGGGCCUUUUUUUGUGAUAAAUCUUUAGACUGUUUCUUGGUCAGAACCUAUUAGAGCCUGGUGAAAUAAGUAUUGGUAAAACCAGCAAGUGACUGUGAAAAGAAUGAAUUGAAACAAAAAACUGUAGGAACUUCUUAGCUUUUAAGUUAACUCUUCCAUACAUGUGCUCCAGUGUUGAACUUUUCCAUUAGAUUCUUCUUUGAUACGUGUAUGUGUAUAUUAACGAGGAAACUGCAGAGCUAAAAAUUUUUUUUUUUUAUUUAUAUCUUGUAGCAUAGACUUGUCUUCUAGUAUUUGAUUUGUCUUUGAUGUAGAUCUCCUCUCAUUCGUGAUAAACAGAGCCUAUUGCUCUUUCUUUGUUUACAUAAUGCAAUGAGGUUAAUGAUUCUUAGUUCAGCAUCACCUUAUCCAGCAAGCUUGUCUGUAUAGAAAAGUCAAUAAAACAUCUAUCUGGUUAGAAAA